Molecule: messenger RNA, 5448 nt
Organism: Symbiodinium necroappetens
Lineage: Eukaryota; Dinophyceae; Suessiales; Symbiodiniaceae
Source: the annotation of a GenBank genome assembly
AUGUUGAAAGUGGCUUGCUCGCCGGUUGAGCGGCCCUGGGUCGAUAAUGAAGCACCAGAAGAUCCGGGUGCACCUGUCUACGGCGGUAAAAUCAAGCUCGCCUACAUUGGUGAAACGAACAGCUGGCUCCCUGGCAAAGGGAAUUUCGCAGCUGCAGGUCUUAAUGUUGCAGCGGCGAUCUACGACGCUUUCCUUAUGCGGGAUAGUGAAUGGCAGAUCAGGCCUUACCUGGCGCAGUCCAUAAUCCCGAACGAAGACCAUAGCGUUUGGCGGAUGACGUUGCGACCGAAUGUUAGAUUUCAUGAUGGCACCGCACUCGAUGCCGCAGCGGUAAAGUGGAAUUUUGACACUUUGCACAAAGCGCCUGGAACAGUGACUUUCGGUGCUGUCAGGGAUGUAGACUCCGUUGAAAUCAUCGACGCUCUGACCGUUGAUUAUCAUCUAACAAAAUCGAUUGUGGCGUUUCCAGACCUGCUUAUAGGGCCGGUGGGAUGGCCGUUUUCGCCUACCGCUGCAGCGCGAAUGGGAGAUGAUGCAGGUUCUUAUCCCGUGGGUACAGGUCCCUUUCGAUUUGUUCAGUGGCGUAGAGACGAUCGUAUCGAACUGCAGCGCAAUGAAGAUUACUGGCAAGCCGGACUGCCUUAUCUGGACGAGCUUGAAUUUCGGCCUUUGCCGGAUGAGGAAACGCGCCUAGCCAGCCUGAUCUCUCGAGACGUUGAUGCUAUCCAGACGAUGCGUCAGACCACGGUAGAUAGAAUACGUCAGACGGUUGGUAUCCAUCGUUAUGAAUUUGUAGGAAACAACGGCAGCGGAUCGAUAUUUAACGCCUUGCAACCUCCUGUGGAUGAUGUGCGUGUGAGGCGCGCGUUGGCUUAUGCUCUGCCUCAGGAUGCGGUGAUCGAAGUGCUUGGCGGCGCAGGUAUUACGCCAGCACAGAACCAGUAUUUUAAUCCGCCAAGCAUUUGGUUUUCACCACUGGUAGCGCAACGGUAUCCGCAGAGUAAUCAGGAUGAAGCGCGCCGGUUACGCAAUGCCUACGUGAACGAUAGAAAUCGCUCAGAUGGAAAAAGCCCGGGAGAUCCGGUGGCGAUUGAGUUCCUCUGUCUGCCUGAUCCCAGCCUCAUGGAAGUGGCGCAGGUGUAUCAAGCUUUCUGGCGAGCAGUGGGGUUUGAGGUGCGGCUCAGACAAGUCGAGCAGGCUUCUCACAUUGUGCGAGUCAGUCGUGACGAUUUUAUGAUUACCUGCUGGCGCUCGGGCGGUGAGGCUGAUCCCUACAUAACACUGUCUAACGCGUUUGGUCCACCAGCCGAGCAGCCACUUAAUUUCACAAACUUCACCCAUCCUGAAAUAGAUGCGGCAUUAGAAAUACUGCGUACAGAAACUCAAUUUGAUGCGCGAUACGCAGCUGUGGAACGUAUUAUGAUGGUGCUCGUUGAUGAGAUGCCGCAGCUGUGGAACGCAGCGAGUUCGUCCGUUAUUGCAGUGCGGCCCGAAGUGCGGAACGUCGCUGGAUGGCGUUUCCCCGACGGAAGCGCAGGCGCUUCAGCGGAAGCCAUUCUUGAAAUCAGGUCGGAAUUAGGCCUCGAUCGGCCGCUUUUAGUACGAUAUUUCGAUUGGCUGGGAAAUACCGUUACCGGAGACCUGGGAAGAUCCUACAUUACGCGUCAGCCUGUGUUGGAUGCCAUUCUCGAACGUCUGCCUGUAACGGCUCAGUUAGGCCUCAUGGCGAUGUUGAUUGCGCUUAUCGCGGCGCUGCCGCUGGCGAUGGUUUCUGCCUAUCACGUUGGCGGAUGGAUCGAUCGCGGUGUCACCAGUUUCACGUUUGGACUGCUCGCUGUUCCUGGUUUCAUGAUGGCGAUUCUGCUUAUUCUUGUGUUUGCUGACUUCAUUGUUCUGGCUCGUGCUAAAGGCGCUGAUGGAUUGGGCCGAGACAUUCUCGCUCGUCUGGUAUACGGGGCCAGGGUGUCUGCAGUUAUUUCGCUCACUGCGGUGAGUAUCGGCAUGGUGGUGGGUGGAACGCUGGGUAUGAUUGUCGGAUAUUUCCGCGGUCUAGCUGAACGCAUCGUGAUGGCUUGCGUUGAUGUCAUUCUCGGUUUUCCAGGUCUCGUGCUGCUGCUGGCGUUGGUGGCUUUUGUAGGUCAGAGCCUGUUGGCGAUAUCGUUAGUAAUCGGAUUUUUAUCCAUACCUGCAUAUGCUCGAGUUGCGCGAGCUAAUACUCUGGUGGUAGCGCAACGAGAAUUUGUAUUGGCUGCUAAGGCAAUGGGUGCCAGCACCUCUUGGAUUCUUGCUCGAGAGAUUUUGCCAAAUGUUAUCUUGCCAGUGCUUGCUUAUGGCUUGGUUGCAAUGGGAUUUGUAAUUGUCAUUGAAGGCGCAUUGGCUUUUCUUGGCUUGAGUGUCGAACCACCUCAACCAACCUGGGGCGGGAUGAUUUCGGAGGGUAAACGCUACCUCAACUCCCACGUGCAUGUUGCUCUGGUGCCGUCUGUUACGAUGUUUGUCCAUGCGGUGACAGAUUUCAGUUUCGAUGUCGCGCGCGGUGAGACCCUCGGUCUGGUUGGCGAAUCUGGUUGUGGCAAAUCCUCGGCAGGUCGCGCGAUUAUGCAGCUACCUCCUCCGGACAGCGGGCGCGUGAUGUUAAAUGAGACAGAUCUCACUGAUCUGGACAGCAUGUCACUCCGCAGCGAGCGCCGUCGUCUGCAGAUGAUUUUUCAGGAUCCUAUCUCGUCGCUUAAUCCGCGUCGGCGUGUGCGUGAUAUUGUUGGUGAGGGUUUGGCAAUUCGCGGUGUCGAAAGGACUGCACUUGCUGCACGCGUUGAUGAAGUGAUGGUCGCUGUUGGCCUGGAUCCCACUGUUGUUGGUGAUCGUUAUCCACACGAGUUCUCCGGCGGGCAAUGUCAACGGAUAUGUAUCGCCAGGUCUCUUGUUCUGCGACCUGACCUGGUGAUCUGCGAUGAGCCGGUUUCAGCCCUGGAUGUAUCUGUUCAGGCGCAGGUACUGAAUCUCCUGGAGGAUAUGAAAGCGCGAUAUCAGCUCACUCUGUUGUUCAUUGCUCAUGACCUUGCCGUGGUGAAAAAUGUCAGUGAUCGGGUUGCGGUGAUGUAUCUUGGUAGUUUGUGUGAACUGGGUGGCACGGAAGAUCUGUUUAGGUGUCCGAAAGCCGCUGCGGCGUGUGUAGAUCAAAAACCAGCACUGCGCGCUAUUGGUAACAAUUCCCACGCUCCGCUUGCCGGUAUCAGAGUUCUCGAUUUGGCUACCGAGCAUGCUGAACUGACUGGACGAUUGCUUGCCGACCUUGGCGCGCAGGUGAUUAAAGCUGAGCCUCCUGAAGGUGCAGCAUCACGCCGCAUGCCGCCGUUUGACGAACAACAGCCUUCUAAAUCACUUUACUGGGCUUAUGUUGGCGCGGGCAAAACCAGUAUUGUGCUGGACAUAACUUCUGUUGAAGGGCGACGCCGGUUUCUUGAACUGGUUGCUGGUGCCGAUGUUCUGAUUGAGUCAUUUCGACCUGGAUUUUUAGAGAGUCUGAAAUACGACUAUGCCACGUUAGCGGAGAACAAUUCCCGCCUGAUCCAGCUUUGUGUAAGCCCAUAUGGCCAGCACGGUCCCAAGGCACUAUGGCCUGCGACUGAUUUGAUCAUUGAAGCGGCUGGUGGGCGAAUUGCGCUGCAGGGUGACUCCGAUCGACCUCCUUUGCCCGUGGGCUAUCCCCAGGCCGCAUUUCAGGCUGGGGCUCAGGGUGCUGCGGAUAUAUUGAUUGCGCUUAAUGAGCGGGCGAUUUCAGGUUGUGGACAGCUGCUUGAUUUGUCUAUGCAGGAAGUUAUGUUCUGGACUCUAAUGGGCGCCCAAGGUGCGCCAGUGUGUGUGGCGUCUGACCCGCCGGGUAGUGGCGAUGAUCGUAGCACAGCGCAGUCUGGGUUCGCUGGGUUGGUUCCUGGAUUUCUCGCAUGCGCAGAUGGAAUAGUUGCUGUGGGUCUGGCGGCCAUAUCACCUGGCGUAAAAGGCAUGUUAAAGCUGGUGAUUGAAGAGGCCGCUGAAACUCAGCAAUUACACUCCGACUUGCUGGCAGUAGAUUGGGAUCGGUGGGUGGAAUUGUUGAAAGACGGCACUAUCUCACAGUCGUUGUUCCUGCAGGCCUUAGAUCUUCUUCAAAAGUUUGUUAAGGCUCGCUCUAAGGCAGAUCUAACUCGUUGGGCUCAGCUCAAAGAUGUGCGUUUAGGUCCUUGUUUUGAUGCGCAUGAUUUGCUCAGCGACGAACAUUUUGCCGCACGGGAGUUUUUCUGUGAAAUUGAUGGUUUGAUACAGCCGGGCCGCUGGGCGCAGCUGUCACGAACGCCUCUUUCACUUGCAUCGCCAGCGCCAGAGCUUGGUGCAGGCCCCUGGCCUGAUUGGUCUGAAACCACGCCGUAUUGCGCGCCGAAGACGCCUGUUGCCCAGCGACAGGGGCAUGCUUUUGCCGGCCUCAAGGUGGCUGAUUUCAGCUGGGUUGCCGCGGGGCCUACCAUUACCAAGGCGCUUGCAGAUCACGGAGCAACGGUUGUUAAAAUUGAAUCUUCGAAGCGUCCCGAUCUUGCGCGUACGUUACCGCCUUUUUGGCCCGGCGAAGCAGGCCUGGAGCGCAGUUACUGGAUGUCUCUGUACGGUACCUCAAAGUAUUCAUUGGCUUGUGAUCUGACGAGCCAGGCCGGUCGGCAACUUGCUCGCAGCGUUGUUGACUGGGCAGACGUGGUGGUUGAGAGUUUUUCCCCGGGCACCAUGAAACGCUUUGGUCUUGACUAUCAAAGUUUUGCUGAUUCCCGUCCUGAUCUGGUGAUGCUGUCAACUUCGCUGCUCGGUCAGACGGGUCCGCGCGCUGAGUUUGCAGGCUUUGGCCAACAGGGUGCGGGGUUUGCGGGCCUGCACGCAAUUACGGGCUGGCCGGACAGAAUCCCCAGCGGCGUGUAUGCACCCUAUACAGAUGUGAUUGCGCCGAAGUUUGGGAUCUCUGCAUUGGCGGCUGCACUUCUUGAACGCCGGCACUCGGGUCGUGGACAGUAUAUUGAUCUGUCCCAGGUUGAAUCCGCAGUGCAUUUUAUUGCCCCCGUCGUGCUCGACUAUGCGGCGAAUGGACAUAUUACAGGUCCUGCAGGUUGUGACAGUCUGCAGGCCUGUCCUCACGGCAUUUUCCCCGCUGCCGGAAAGGAACGUUACAUUGCCAUUGCGAUUGAAACCGCUCUCCAAUGGCGCGCGCUGUGCAGUCUGGUAUCUGUUGGAGAUUUAGCCCAACCGGCGUUUGAUGAUCUCCAGGCGCGGUUGCAGGUUGCGCCAGAGAUUAAUGCUGCUAUAGCGGCCUGGACGGUUCUGCACGAUCGUUAUGCCCUUGUCGAGCAGUUGAUUGGCGCCGGCAUUCCGGCAAGCGUGGUGCUGCGGCCUACUGAGGUUUAUAAAGAUCCGCAGAUUGAGGACCUAUAG